AUAUAAGCUUUUUGAGAUCGAGAAUUCCCAUCGAUUCACAAAUUUGCGGAGGCUUAUGGCGUUAAGUACUCUACUCUCUAAGAACAUAUCUAAAAGGGCACCGAAUCCCAUCAAAAAGGGGCCGAGAAGUUGCAAAAGUUGUCAAAAGAUCAAGAAAAAUGGCUGGUCUAGUGGAUUACGGAAGAAGACCUUUGCGGGAGGGCCCCUUCGCAUGCCCAGGUUCGCUAAAUGGCAGAACUGAUUGCGAAAGAAAAUAGAGAUAACACUCCCUGCGGCACAAAUUAGACCGACGGGUUUCUACUCCGGAAUCCUGAGGUAAGAAACGAUUAUCGGACGGACGAUCGAGGCUUCUAGAAUAAAUUCUGCCACAAAAGAUGUUAUUUCGGAGUUCUUUUCGGCUUAUACACGCAUUAUCGAAAGGUAUAACAUUAAAACCAAUAACCAGUGGAAUUUUAAUGAGCAUAGCAUCGCCCUAGGGUGCGGAAUUAAUGGCCGCGUAAUU
Eremomyces bilateralis CBS 781.70 is the source of this 502-nucleotide messenger RNA. RefSeq lists its product as uncharacterized. The record is from RefSeq and is a predicted model, not a curated record. Lineage: Eukaryota; Fungi; Ascomycota; Dothideomycetes; Eremomycetales; Eremomycetaceae. The transcript has 2 exons. Bases 56 to 241 code for a protein of 61 amino acids.